AUGAGUGAACAGCAACCGAAGGAAUCUAACGAUAGUGUUGAUAAAGACGAAAAUGUGAAUGAACCUGCUGUGACAGUGAACGAGGAAACCAGUGCGAAAAGGCCAACGCGAAAGGCAGCAAUAGAAGGACAAAACUUGCGACGCCUUCGAGAACAAUAUAAUUAAUUAAGCACUUCCAAACAUUCACCAGAUAGUUACUUUUUGGUGGGGGAGAGUGUGGAAACUUCAUUUAGUAUAUUUAUUAGUUUCGUUUUGCCAUUGGUCAGUUUGAUCACAUGAUCAUAUUACGUGGUCAGACCACAUGGACAAUUUAUUCAUUAUUGAUUAAGGGUUUGAUCAGCACGGUGUUUAUGUAAAUUAUGCCAAUAAAAUCUAUAUAAAAAGUUGGACUAGUCUUGCUUUUUAAACUAUUGCUCGACAUUGUCCACGACAACUUUCUGAGUCAAAUGAUUUUCGAAAUAUUCUCGAUCUCGUGCUCACUACAUCCACAGAUUACGUGCAAGACGCGUGCGUUGGCGAUCCUUUCUCCGAUCAUAAUUUAAUCACAUUUAAAAUAGAUAAAAUGCCAUACAAAACAAAACCUUGUAGCAAUAGUCACUAUUGCUACUGUAAAGCAGACUGGGCAAAAUUGCAAAAUCUCCUACACCUUGCUCCGUGGCACCUCUCUACGACCGAACAUGACAUGGAUAGCAAGUGGCAAGUCUGGAAAGAUCUAUUAGCAUCAGCCGUUGACGAUAGUAUCCCCAAGGUGGGUGCUGCUAAGAAAAGGCAAAAUGCCCCAUGGAUAACGCGGGAAUUGAUCUUGCUAUGUCGGAAGAAAAGGUCAGUUGAUAAGAAAGCAAAGAGAACCGGUAAGACGCGAGAUCAAAACAAUCUAUAG
Molecule: messenger RNA, 880 nt
Organism: Paramuricea clavata
Lineage: Eukaryota; Metazoa; Cnidaria; Anthozoa; Malacalcyonacea; Plexauridae
Source: the annotation of a GenBank genome assembly